Drosophila arizonae is the source of this 1150-nucleotide messenger RNA. RefSeq names its product death domain-containing immune deficiency protein (gene imd). NCBI's taxonomy places the organism in Eukaryota, Metazoa, Arthropoda, Insecta, Diptera, Drosophilidae. Gene Ontology annotation, biological process: signal transduction. Gene Ontology annotation, molecular function: protein binding. The record is from RefSeq and is a predicted model, not a curated record.
ACACAACAAAGACAAAAAAGAAAAGAGGAGAGCGAGUUAUAUAUAUUUUUUUUGUGUCUUGGAAAAUACCCGUUCUCUUGGCAUUUCCGAAAUACAAUUUAUUUAUAGCCCAAUCAAACACGCACAGACACACACGCAUACAGACACAAAAUAUGCCAAAACUAAAGAGUUUACUGCCCAAUAUCUUUGGCGGCAACAGAGACACAAACAACGGUAACAGUAGCAACACAAACAUGAGUGCGGAGGGACGUUUGGAAACAGAUGCACUGCCAGUUAGCGAGGCAGAUAACGACAAUAGCGGCGCAUUAUCGCUGUCCUCCAAUACGCCAACACCAUCCGCUGAUCUAACCGAAUCGGUGCUGCGCGAGCUCUCCGAUCCCAAUUACAAUUCCAUGGAUGUGGUGCAAUCGGCGCAAAUACCAGGAAGUGCUCUAGUGAAUGGUAACACCAAUACCAUGAACACAAUGAACGUGCACAGUGCACAGCAACAGGUGGUGAUGAACUUCUCGAAUGCCAGCAAUUUGCAUUUUGGCUCCGUAUACAAUUUCAAUCAAAAUUUAACUGGCUGCAGUUCACGCAAAGGCAGCACUAGCACAACGGAGGAUGUGGCCGGAGCGCUGCCAUCCGAUGCCAAAGUCCGACAUGGUGUGCCAAGGAAAACCGUUAGCAUUGUGGCAAUGAUGCAGUCACAGCAGGAGCCAGACGAACGAUUGCUGGACGCGGUCGCCACUCACCUGGGCGAAGGCUGGAAACAGGUGAUGCGCGAUCUGGGCCACUCAGAGGGUCAGAUCGAGCAAGCAAUAAUUGAUCAUCAAAUGCAUGGCAACAUCAAGGAGGUGAUUUAUCAACUGUUGCUACAGUGGCUGCGCAGUUCUGAUGAUGGCGUUGCCACCGUGGGACGACUCACCACCUUGCUGUGGGAAUCCCAGCAUCGGGAGUGUGUGCAGCGCAUGAAACUCGUUUGGAAGGCACUCGAGAAGCGCAAGACAUCCAGUUAGGCAGUUAAAAAACCAGGGCUACAACAUAUCCAAUUAGUAUAAGUCACUAAUUAAGCUGUUUUCCAAACAAAACAAAAAACCAGAAACAACUCAGCAAUUAGCGUAGAGCAUUCUAACUUUUGUGCAAUAAUAUUUGUUAAACUAUUUUUGUU